UAUCUAACAGGGAAUUUAAUUCAGCUUUAAAUAAAAAUACUUUUUGUUUUAAAGAAAUAAUAUAUAAUGCAUUCAUGGUCAUGUUUUAGAUUUGUCUGUAAGCUUUUAACAAACUAUUACUGAAAUACACUAGAUUAUAAACUGACUGGUCAAUGCAUGGCAAGAUUCUUCUGCUCUUUUUUGUCAUCAGGGUGUAUGAGAAGCACAUGGAGCCUCAGUUUGUCCUUUUUUUUUUAACUGUGGGGUGUCCAGGAGACAGCUUUUUGAAUGAAGAGCAAUUCACAUUCCACAACAGAGAAAAUGAGCACCAUUUAAGAUGUCUCAUAGGGGUAGAAGGUUGUUUCUUUGCCCAUAGUCAUGUUUAUCCCUGCAGAACACUGUGCUAAUAGCUCCCGCAUACACCUUCUUACAAACUUUGUCAGAAGUACAGGGAUUUAUAGUUGUUUUCUUUUUUCCAGCAUGUUCUGUUUCCACCAUCAAAAGAGCCCUUUGAGAAUCCAUGGGGUUCUCAUGCUGUUUCUAAAAUAAAACCCCUGGUGUUAACACGAAGGCAUGUUUUCCUGCUACAAAACAUUCCUCCUGUUAGUCUGAAAGCUAGGAACACCAGAAAGCAACACCAGAUAUCUAUGGAGUCUCUUGGAGUGACACUGCUACCUGCAUUGCUUACUCUGAAUUGGGUCUUGGCUUCAGCCACCGGUGACUGCAGUGGCUUCAGGCAUCUUGAGAACGGCCGGACGUUUUUCCGGUAUAAUGGACUCUACGUCACUUUCAGCUGUAACCCUGGCUUCAGGUUGCAUGGCCACCGCACCAGCAGCUGUGUGUCUGGCCAGUGGGCUAGACAUCCACCACUGUGCGUCGCUCCAGGUUGUCCUAGUCCUGGCAAACUUCUGCAUGGUACAUCCGUGAUGUCUCCGGAUGGUUCGCUGGUCCAGUUCGCUUGUAACACUGGGUUCAGGCUUUUUGGUUCACCAUUGCUCUAUUGCAAAGGCAAGAGCUGGAAUGGUAGCAGUCCCGUUUGUAAAGAGUUAGACAUCAUGAACUUGUUCCAGCAAAAGCAAACAUCCUUGUACAAACCUGGUAUGGAGUUAAACCAAGACAUCUCCGAUCUGAAAAACCAUUUCAGUGCUGUUGCUAUUACAGCUGCCAAAGAGACCUUUCUAAAAUCAUCUCUGCUUGGGGCUCCUCAGCCCAGACCGCACUUGACUGGAGAUUUGUCUAUGAAGUCACAGAAACACCCAAACAUUCUAAAAAGACGGUGGCAUGAUCAAAUCACUACACAACAACCUGUAGGACCCAGGGACACAACUACAAAACUUAGUAACAUGCAAGGGCCAACUACAGUUGAAGAUCCGCUCAACCAACCGCUACUUCCAGCUACACUGGAGAACACUUCAACAGCCUCAAUCACCACUUCCCUUCCUGCAACUUUGUCAACCAUCUUGGUCACUUCAACUAUAAAUGAUCAGCAAGAAAACUCAACCCAGUGGCUACAUCAAAUGCUUUCAUCUACACCCAAAGGAGAAGAUAACUACUUGACUUCACCAGCGCAGACGCAGCAUGAAAUUUCAGUAACACCUUUACAAUUUAUUAAUGUAUCAAAAGGAACUAAUUUUGACAUAACAACAACUGCUUUAAGUGAAGUCAAAACAUAUUCAAACACUCUUGAUACUGCUCCUACUGUGUCCCCAGAAAUCCUUAAGCAUAGUCAUGUAUCUAGUAACUUCAAUGUCCUGAUUGAAUCUUCUACUGAUGAAGAUAUUUCACAGUCUUUACAGGUUACAGAGGAAGUGAGCACAGUUGUCUCUACAAUAAGCUCUCUUCACCUCCCAGGAUCUAAAAAUGAGCCUCUUACCUCAAAAGCACUUCCAACUCUUAUGACUAGUUCCCCACCACCUGUUCCUGCUGGGAUCCAUGAUGGAGAAUAUUUCCUCUGGAGUACUUCAACAACCGGUGCUGAGGAUGAUUUUCCGGCCAUGACGGAAAUGCCAACAGCACGUAUCCCUGCCGUACACUCAUCUCUGGCUGUUACUACAAGAGAUUUCCACCCGAAGCAUCCAGAAACAGGUCACACAAUGACACCUCAGGAACAGACGGAUCCUCGUAGACUUUCUGUUGGUCAUAUAGAUGGAGAACUAUAUGAUAUUUCAAGAUCAGGCAAAAUUGGUCCUGCCAGCACUGGUCUUAAAAACAGAUGGAUCAGUAAUCAUGAUCAGAAAAAUGUAACAGCUAAGCAAAGUGUGUUGAACCAGACACCGGACUCUGGGUCAAUAAUCCACCCCAGUAAACGAAGACCUGUGUGUCCUUACCCUCCCUUACCAGCUCACGGAACAUUCUACUUCCAUACAAUACCCGACCCUGCCCCAUUCCAGUAUAAGCAUUACAUACAAUACGCCUGCUAUGCUGGGUACACUCUGGCCAAUGGGGAUGUGUACAGCUAUUGCCUACAGGACGGGCAGUGGAGUGGGGUCACACCCAUGUGUAUCGGGUUAACUCCAUGUUCUGUGAAUAACGGAGGCUGCUCUCAAGUGUGCCAGGUGAAUGCACACAAUCACAAUCACGCAGAGUGUCGCUGCCAGCCUGGCUUCCUGCUGCUCGGGGACCAAAGGACAUGUCGAGAUCUGGACGAGUGUGUGGAGGGUCUUCAUGAGUGCCAGCAGGUCUGUGAAAACACCUUUGGCUCAUACAGGUGCAGCUGCAGGCUUGGAUUCCAGCUUUCACCUGACAGGAUGUCCUGCACUGAUGUGAACGAGUGUGUGCUGCCUGCUGGCUUGACUCGCUGUGUGUUUGGUUGCGUCAACACACCUGGUAGCUUUCGCUGUCUCUGUCCUGUGGGAUAUAGCAUGAAUAUCACAGACGGACACUGUGAAGAUAUAGAUGAAUGUAUGGAGAAUGCGGGUCUCGGACCAUGCGCUGAUGCCUGUGUGAAUGCUCCAGGCUCUUUCCGUUGUGUCUGUUCAAACGGAUAUCAGUUAGCUGGAGACGGGAUGAGCUGCGUCCCCGAGUGUCCACCAGGAUACCGCAGGAAAUAUCCUGAUCUGCUGGGAGGAAAUUCAACCCCGCUGGCGUGUGUCGAUAUUAACGAGUGUGAAGAGAUGGAGCAACACCACCAGCAGCACAAGUGUGAAUGGAAGUGUGUUAACUUGCCAGGCACACACCGCUGCAUCUGUCCACGUGGAUACACACAGCAUCCAAAUGGCUACCAGUGCAAAGAUAUCAAUGAAUGUACAGUGAGGAAUGGGGGCUGCUCCCACAUCUGCAUCAACCACAGAGGUGGCUACAGAUGUGCUUGUCCUGAAAAUUACCGGACCUCUCCUCACAGCAGGAAGAAAUGCCAGCCAGUUUAACAUUCACAAGGGGUUCCACUCUUUAUUUACUCAUCCACCUUGUCAUAUAUGUGUAAGGUCUAAUGUAUUUUAUGUAUUUAAGAUUUUUGUACAUAAAAGUUAAAAAUAGAAAAAGUUAAUUAUUUUCUUCUACUAAAGAACUCCAACUCCACUGUGUGCUUUUUGUGUGUG
Molecule: messenger RNA, 3515 nt
Organism: Hemibagrus wyckioides
Lineage: Eukaryota; Metazoa; Chordata; Actinopteri; Siluriformes; Bagridae
Exons: 11
Coding region: 627-3344 (905 amino acids)
Molecular function (GO): calcium ion binding
Source: RefSeq, a predicted model, not a curated record